AUGUCUGUCAUCAUUCGACUUCAAAACCUACCGAUGUCAGCCAAUGCUUCAAAUAUCAGACGGUUUUUUGGGGGCCUCGCUAUUCCUGAAGGUGGUGUUCACAUCGUCGGUGGCACCGAUGGCGACGCCUUCAUAGCUUUUGCAACGGAUGAAGACGCGCGCAAGGCAAUGCUUUUGGAUCGACAAGCAAUCAACGGAGCGCCUGUCCGCCUUUUCCUUAGUAGUAAAACCGAAAUGCAGUCGGUCAUUGAGUCUGCCAGAAGCUCGGCUCUUUUUUCUGGUGUCGUUAGCACGCAACCUUCUCAGCCUCCGGCGCAGAAAACGGAAACCAUGCAGGCUUUGGAUGUCACAGCGCCGACAUUACCCAGCUCAUUCCCAUCUUACCGGAGCGAUAAUCCUCGUGAUGUGCAGCCAGUCGACCGACUUGACCAGUUUGGUUAUCCUAUCAAAAGACAUGUCAGCCCGCCUCCUAGUUCGACAAAUGUAGGACCCCCGCAGUACGAGGUCCCUCGUGAUGAUCCAUAUGGCGAAGACUACGUUCGGCAUCAACCUCGCGUAUCUGAGCGCCCGAACCAACCAGAACUGAUACAUAGGGACCGAGAUUAUAGUUUUGAUCAUUCCACAGUUUCUCAGUAUGCUCGUUACGACGUACCACGUGAUCGUCGAACUCCACCAACUGAAUACGGUGGUCCGGUCAGAGAUUCCAAUGGCUUCGAAUCAGCUAGUCGAAUGUCUCCACGUCCAUAUGCGCCCUAUUAUGGGGAUUCUACAUACGACAGACGACCUGAAACCCAGUUUCCACGGCCCAAAGAUGGCCCGCGAGAUGAUAUUCGACCGGCUUAUUCUGAUGGACGAUACGGAAGAAUACCACCUGAACCCCCAACUGGAUAUGACAGCCGCUCACCGAAGCAUCCUACGGAACGUUUCAUUCCUCCUGAACGAGUUGUGCGUGAUCCAAGAGAUGUUCGUCCGGACUCGGGUCAAACGGCUCCUGUCCCCUUUUCCCAUGAUAAUCGUUCACGCACCACUUUUCCCUACGAUCGCGAACCUGCUUUUCCACCACCGCGUUCGCAAGUUGAACGUGACUUUUCUGUCCGUCCACCUUGGCUUAAUGAGGAUGUUCCUUCAUAUGGCUCAAAACGCCCUCCGGCGCCUCCACCUGAACUAGAUGAUUAUCCACCCAAACGUCGACCACCGCCCUCCAAUGCUCGGCCCACACAAGAGAGGAAUUCACCUUCUGAAACAGACUUCGUUGUCCGGGUUACUCUUCCCAUCGGGGAAGUUGGGAUCAAGGCCAUUUUUGAAGUGCUUCGCGGUGUACAUAUUAUUCCAAAGUGGGGUAUUCGUAUUGAAGAAGAUGCCUUGCAACGGCCGACAGGCUAUGUCUUCAUUAUGAUGAGUGCACGUGACUCAUUCGAUCGGGCCUUGGCCUAUGAUGGCCGCAUGUAUAAAUCAAAACCGGUUAAGGUUGUCCCCUCUUCUUUGUCAGAAUUCUACAAAGUAACGGACUCUAAUUUUCACCUCAAGUGCCCGGCUGAUAUUGCUAAAAAGUUACCCCCUCCUGGUCAACCUGUCACUCCUCCGCACCACGCUGACGGAUGUCUGGAGGUUGCUGAUUUACCACCGGAUACUAACAGAGCUGAAAUUGUUCGCUUUCUUGGUGCACCUGGUCUCUCGGCUUCUGAUGUGACUAUCGCCACGUUCGCUCCAGGCGACAAAAGUGCAACCAAAACACCUGGUUCAGUACGUGCCCUGGUUUCGUUGCCUUCGGCCAAGGAUCUCGAAAUUCUUCUUUCCGCGAAAGCCCGACCCUUGCGUCCGGACGGUGCCUUCCCGCCUGUGCGUCUUACGCCCAUUUCACGCUUGCAGCUUGAAGCAUAUUCAGCGUUAACUGUAGAAAGCAAGCCGAAAUCAGAACAGGCAGUCUCGAGUGAGCCUGCCGUCUCUACUAGUCCACGCGAAACCCCCAAAGCUGUCACCGGAAGCCUUACGUGUGCGUACCUGUCAGGGUUGGCUCGACCUCUUAAAGAUUCAGAUGUUCUCCGCUUGUUCCCGUCGGUUUUGAUUCCGGGUGAUGCUAUCCGCAUGGUUGGGCCAGAAAAUACGAGCGCAUAUAUUGAUCUUAUCAGUGAAAACAAUUGUCGCCGUGCCAUCGAAGAUAUUACGGGUAGUGACUCUAAAUCGAAGUUGGCCCAUCCUUCAAUUCGCAUCGAAGCUAUUACUCGUGCGGAAAUGGAGAGUCGCGUGGCAGCAGUUAAGGGCUCGGAGCCGGUUGGGUCACAGCAUCCAUCGGAUCAUCGACCUAGUCGUCCACCGCGGGAUCAUGACCCACGGGAUACUGGACGUCCUCACUGGGAAUCCCGGCCUCCACCUCGAGUAGGUCGGCACUCCUCGCCAGGCCCCCCACCCUUCCGCCCACGAUCUCCUCAGUCAAUGGGCCGAUCUAAAUACGAUGAACCCUAUUAUGAUCAUGCAGCCCAUCCACAACCUUUUGAAGAUGGCCUUCACAACGACCCGUAUAAUGGUCCCGUACGUAGGCCGCGUCCUCCCAUGGACUUGCCGCACGGCGCACCGCCACCACCGAACGACUACGUGCUUCCCCCUCGCCCCAGUGAUUCGCUACCUCCACCUCGUCGACCAGGAUUGGAUUUUGUCACUGUCCACCUUAGCAACCUUCCCCCAUCAGUAACUGUGGAUCAGCUAUCGGGUAUAAUGCGAGAUUAUUAUUUUGUCCCUGGUUCCAUUCGUCUGCGCAGGGAUAUUCAAGGUGUACCGACAGGGGAGGCUUUGGUUGAUUUCAAUUCAGCUUACGACGGUGAUCGCGUCAUUCGGGACCUGCAUGGUUAUCGAAUGGCUGGAAGACCUCUUGUGCUCCAAUAUGAUCGCCGGAUGUAGCAUUUCCAAUCGUCUGGAGGCCCAUUUACUAGCCUCCUUCAAUCGAUCGUCAAUACCCGCACGCAAAUCCUCACUUUCAAUUUAUCGCACGAAAGUGUCCAGGCAAAUGUGAGCGGUCGUCUGUCGUUUCAGGUUUUAAUCGACCAUCAUUCUUCUCUACUCGAACCUUCCCUCUGCAUUGUUACCCACGUAAGCCUUGGUAAUAAAAUUUGUUUUCGGUGUAUCUGAUGUGACAGUGCUCGAGUGCUCCGUUCAAUUGAUUACUUCAUCCAAGGGCAUCAACAACAUCUGCUUGAGUCGUGUUAUUCGG
This is a messenger RNA of Opisthorchis viverrini, 3205 nucleotides long. RefSeq lists its product as hypothetical. Gene Ontology annotation, biological process: regulation of RNA splicing. The transcript has 2 exons. Gene Ontology annotation, cellular component: ribonucleoprotein complex; nucleoplasm. Gene Ontology annotation, molecular function: RNA binding. NCBI's taxonomy places the organism in Eukaryota, Metazoa, Platyhelminthes, Trematoda, Opisthorchiida, Opisthorchiidae. The coding region runs from base 1 to 2895 and encodes 964 amino acids. The record is from RefSeq and is a predicted model, not a curated record.